Molecule: messenger RNA, 834 nt
Organism: Stomoxys calcitrans (stable fly)
Lineage: Eukaryota; Metazoa; Arthropoda; Insecta; Diptera; Muscidae
Exons: 2
Coding region: 89-763 (224 amino acids)
Source: RefSeq, a predicted model, not a curated record
UGUUUGAUGGUUAUCAAUAAAAAUAAAUUACAAGAAAAAGGUAAAUCACUGUCAAUUGAGCGAAACUUGUUUAAUAAGUUAAACAGUUAUGGAUGAAGAAGAUGAUGCAAAUGCCUUUUUUUUGAAAUCAAUAAGAAAAGAGCUAAUAACAAUCUUAGAAGGAGUUGACGAUAAGGAUGAAGCGAAGUUUAGAGAAAGUGGGCUCGCAGCCAGCGAGUUUGUCCCCAACCGAAUGGGACCAAGUAAUUCAACUAUCGACAACGAUUUGGUAAACAUGCAUUUAAAUCUUAAGAAAAGCUACGAGUUAUUCCAAACGAUUGGAGAUCGAUUAGAAAGCAUAAAUUUUUGCUGUCUAAAAUCUCGAAUUAAGGACUUGCAUAUAAAUGACAAAAGCGACGAAAGCAUAAAGGAAAUCGUCGAUGACUUCAAGAAAUGCUAUGACCAGAAACGUAUGGAAGCCCGCCUUAUUGACCUGACAAAGAAAGUAGGCACGAAAUUUCGCAAACACCCAGGAGAAUUUGGUGACAUACCAGAAUUAAGCGAAUUUUUCAUGGCUUGCACACAGCUGCAGCAUGGUUUAGAGAAACUGAAGAAGCAACGCAAUGAGAUACAAGAUAUAACGAGACGCAUGAAUCACGUUGUGGAAAUGUCGUACGAUCGGGCCAACGAAAUUCAGCAGAAGUUGGAAGCAGAUCCAACAUUUGCAAAAGUCAAAAUUGCUAACGAAAAAGUAGAGGAAUUGAAUUUGGAGGGCACAAAAUAAUUGUUAUGGCCGUCUAUUCGAUUCCUAGAGUGAAAUUAAAAUCAAAAAUAAAUUUUAGUCUAUUUAUCAAA